CCCCUGGGGACAUGUACCUGCUGGACGGCAGCGGCGAGCCCGCGUCGCCGCCCGCGGACGCGAUGCCGCGCGGGACGCCCCCCAGGAAGACCGUCUACCGCAUCUCGGUGACCAUGGUCAGGAAGGAGCAGCUGGCCGCUCCUGUUCCGCGCCCCGCUCGGCGGCCCCGGCCCGCACGUUCUCCGGACGCGCCCGGGCGGCUGGAAGAGGAGGCCGAGGAGGCGGCGGCUGAGGAUCCUGAGGCCGGGCCGCGCGCCUGGGACUUCCGCGCUUUCCGCACACGCAGCACCGGGCAGCUGGAGCUCGGGCGGCUGCGGCCAUGCACACGCGGCGCGGAGCCCGCGGACCUGAUGGGAAGCCCCUCGGCCGAGGGACCCAGCAGCCCCGAUGGGGAGGAGGCUCGGGCCGCGCCCCUGCGGCGGAGCCUCAGCUUCAGGCACUGGAGCGAGCCCGAGGCGCCGCGGAGCCCUGCGCUGAGCGGCGGGAGGCGCCACAGCAGCUCCGGGAGCCUGGCAUGGGCGCCUGACGACGAGGUCGAGGCGGAGGCCGUCCCGGAGCCGGUGGCCGGAGCGCAGCCCGCGACGGAGAAGCGCAACACCUUGGAUGUAGGCGAGGUGCUCAGCAAGAACGAUGCGCUCUCGGACCUGGAGCGCUGGGAGCGCAGCAAGAGCAAGAACCGCACGCUGGACAACAGCGACCUGCAGCGGCUAGAGCGGGCGCGGGCCGCGGCCGCUGGCCCUGGGGCAGCCUCGGAGCACCGGCUGCUGCGCUUCUUCAGCGGCAUCUUCGCGCGCAGGGAUGGCGGGCCCUCACCCCGCAGCGGUGCCCUGCGCUCCCGCGGUUACUUCAGCCUGCGGAGGGCCCCGGCCGACACACACUCGUCCAGCGCAGAGAGCAUCGAGGGGUCUCCGCGCAGAGAUGCUUUCGUGAACAGCCAGGAAUGGACACUCAGCCGAUCUGUACCGGAGCUCAAAGUGGGAAUUGUGGGUAACUUGGCCAGUGGCAAGUCUGCACUGGUGCACCGGUACCUGACUGGCACAUACGUGCAGGAGGAGUCUCCAGAAGAUAUGGACGCAGGUGGCAGGUUCAAGAAGGAGAUUGUGGUUGAUGGCCAGAGUUAUCUGCUGCUGAUUAGGGAUGAAGGGGGCCCCCCUGAGGCACAGUUUGCCAUGUGGGUGGAUGCGGUCAUUUUUGUCUUCAGCUUGGAGGAUGAGAUCAGUUUCCAGACUGUCUACCAUUACUACAGCCGAAUGGCCAACUACAGGAACACCAGCGAGAUCCCACUCGUGCUGGUGGGGACCCAGGAUGCCAUAAGUUCCACCAACCCGAGGGUCAUCGAUGACGCCAGGGCGCGGAAGCUCUCUAAUGACCUGAAGCGGUGCACGUACUACGAGACGUGCGCCACCUAUGGGCUCAACGUGGAGCGGGUCUUCCAGGACGUUGCCCAGAAGAUUGUCGCCACGAGGAAGAAGCAGCAGCUGUCCAUAGGCCCCUGCAAGUCCUUACCCAACUCUCCAAGCCACUCCUCGGUGUGCUCCGCCCAGGUGUCAGCCGUGCACAUCAGCCAGACAAGCAACGGAGGCGGGAGUUUAAGUGACUACUCCUCCUCCGUCCCCUCGACCCCGAGCACCAGCCAGAAGGAGCUUCGGAUCGAUGUCCCCCCCACUGCCAACACCCCAACGCCUGUCCGGAAGCAGUCGAAGCGCAGGUCCAACCUCUUCACGUCUAGGAAAGGGAGCGACCCAGACAAAGAGAAGAAAGGCCUGGAGAGCCGCGCGGACAGCAUCGGGAGCGGGCGAGCCAUCCCAAUUAAACAGGGCAUGCUGCUGAAGCGAAGUGGCAAGUCGCUGAACAAAGAGUGGAAAAAGAAGUACGUCACCCUGUGCGACAACGGCGUGCUGACCUACCACCCCAGUUUACAUGAUUACAUGCAGAAUGUCCACGGCAAAGAGAUUGACCUCCUGAGAACCACUGUGAAAGUGCCAGGGAAGAGGCCGCCCCGAGCCACGUCAGCCUGUGCACCUAUCUCCAGUCCCAAAACCAAUGGCCUGUCCAAGGACAUGAGCAGUUUACACAUCUCACCAAAUUCAGGGAAUGUCACUAGUGCGUCUGGGUCUCAGAUGGCAAGCGGCAUCAGCCUGGUCUCCUUCAACAGCCGGCCCGACAGCAUGCACCAACGCUCCUACUCAGUCUCCAGUGCCGACCAGUGGAGUGACGCUACCGUCAUUGCAAACUCCGCCAUCAGCAGUGACACGGGGCUGGGUGACUCGGUGUGUUCCAGCCCAAGUAUCUCCAGCAGCACCAGCCCCAAGCUCGACCCGCCCCCGUCCCCCCACGCCAACAGAAAGAAACACCGGAGGAAGAAAAGUACCAGCAACUUCAAGGCUGACGGGCUCUCGGGCGCAGCUGAAGCCAAACGCAAAGCAUGGAAACUAAACCGUGUUGGUAGCCUGCGCAACAUAUACAGCAGCAGCAGCACCAACACCGAAGAGCAAGAAGAAAACUUUGAGUUUAUCAUUGUGUCCCUCACUGGCCAGACGUGGCACUUUGAAGCUACCACGUACGAGGAGCGAGACGCGUGGGUCCAAGCCAUCGAGAGCCAGAUCCUAGCCAGCCUGCAGUCCUGCGAGAGCAGCAAGAAUAAGUCCCGACUAACCAGCCAGAGCGAGGCCAUGGCACUGCAGUCCAUCCGGAACAUGAGAGGGAACUCCCACUGUGUGGACUGUGACGCCCAAAACCCUAACUGGGCCAGUUUGAACUUGGGAGCCCUCAUGUGCAUCGAGUGCUCAGGGAUCCACCGGAAUCUUGGCACCCACCUCUCUCGGGUCCGAUCUCUAGAUCUUGAUGACUGGCCCAUGGAAUUGAUCAAGGUGAUGUCGUCCAUCGGGAAUGAGUUGGCCAACAGCGUGUGGGAAGAGAGCAGCCAGGGACGGACAAAACCCUCAUUGGACUCCACAAGGGAAGAAAAGGAGCGAUGGAUCCGGGCCAAGUAUGAACAGAAACUCUUCCUGGCCCCCCUGCCAUGUACCGAGUUCUCCCUGGGCCAGCAGCUGCUGCGGGCCACUGCGGAGGAAGACCUGCGGGCCGUCAUCCUGCUCCUGGCCCACGGCUCCCGGGAUGAGGUGAAUGAGACCUGUGGGGAAGGAGACGGCCGCACGGCACUGCACCUGGCCUGCCGCAAGGGCAGCGUGGUCCUGGCUCAGCUGCUAAUCUGGUACGGGGUGGACGUCAUGGCUCGCGACGCCCACGGGAACACGGCACUGGCCUAUGCCCGGCAGGCCUCCAGCCAGGAGUGCAUCGACGUGCUGCUCCAGUACGGCUGCCCGGAUGAGCGCUUCGUGCUCAUGGCUACCCCCAACCUGUCCCGGAAGAACAACAGCAGGAACAACAGUGGUGGGAGGGCGCCCAGCAUCAUCUGAGCUCAGCCAGCCCCGCACCUGGGGGCCCGCGCCCGCCCACCCGCCCGCUCCAGACCGCUCCGGACCGCUCCGGACUUCUCCGGACCGACGGUCGGCACAGCACGUGAGUCCCUCAGUCCCCUUCCUCCUCCUGGUGGUCACCUCCACCCACCUGCCACUCACACACCCCACCUGAAGUCUCCAAACCCGGACAUCCUCAAGGGGAGAAGAGGAGGCUGGAGGCCACAGCACGGAACCCUUUCCCCACACUCCGGAAGCAGCGCAGGAGGGACCACAGCCUCGCGGCUCUGAGGAUAGCACACGACGGGGGACCCCUGUUCCGGUGACCGGGAGCACAGGGCGAGGGGUAGCAAGGAGAAGGGGCAGCUUCCCCUAACUGGCAGUUAAGCACAUCAGUACAUUUCACCUCGACCAAAAGGAGGCUUGGCUUUCACGUCUUCUCUGGGGAGCUUGACGGCAUAAAUCCGAAGCAAGCACAGUUUGUCAGGUCUGAAGCUCCUAUGAUGGUAGGUGUCAAAUCAGUUGUAGCUAAUCUGUCCAGGGAGAAUACUGGCUUCAUUACACUCGUACAGUCGGGUUCCUCCAGCAUUACCGCUGUUUAAUAGAACGUGAUUAGUCAUCACCGGGAAGAAGGCAUAUUAGCCGAGGAGGUAGUUACACGGCACGCUCCGGUGAUUGCCACGAUGUGAUUGCAGUGCGCUUAGAAGCAUCAUAUUAUCCCAGACAUGUCUCUCCAGCCCUUGGAGCCCUCCUUUCUAAAUUCACUGUCAUAAUUUAGUAUCUGUUUAAUUUUUCAGCCCAAAGAGAGGAAAUCAGUUGCCGGGUAUUAUUUGACUGCAAUCCUCCUCCCUUGGUGCAAAAACAAAAUGGAAAAAAUAAAUAAAUAAAUAAGAAUAACUUGGAAAUUCAAAAAGAAAUCAUGAAUCCAGCUGAAAAUAGCUUCUCAAGUAUGCUCCAAAACUAAGUAAAUAUAGAAAAUGCUAUUUUUUUCCCCUAAGAGAGAUUUUCUGUCCUUUGACCACAAUGGAUAUGUCAGGCCUCAGUCACUCCCGAUCCACAAGGUCUGAGUUACCCGCGUUUCUGUCGUAGAGAAGAUGUGUGAAAAUCUAUUUGAAUAAAAGAAGUUCAUAAAUAUGCAUUGAUUUUUGUGCAGACAAAUAGCACCUCUGUUAAUUUAUAAAUUGAGCUGGAUGGGAACUAAUAAUGUGCAACUAGUUGAGAUCAGAGGGUUACAGAUCAUUGUGCAUGGGAAGUGCCCCCCAGCAGUAAACACUUCCAUUAAUGUGAUAAACAGCUUUUUAAAAGGUGCAUAUCAGAAUAAAAUGGGGUACAAUUUGCUUAUUAACAUCAGGAAGGGAAGGGGGGAGGGGAAGGAGCAUCUGAGUCCUCAUCCCAAAGCCAGGAUGUAGAGCCGAGACCACUCUUCCCAAGCAAAAGCGAGGGGCUGUGGCAAGAAGGGGUGAUUUGGGGAACACCAGCCCCCUAAAGGCACCCUGUGCGUGGCUGCUGACCGCUCUGGUGCAGCCGGCUCCUGGGAGCCUGUGGACUCGACGGGUCCACCCCGUCUGUUUCUAACAGGAUGACUGGUUUGCCAUCGUGGGCCACCUUCAGCAUGGUGGUCAAGAACACCAAACCAUGACACUAUUUAGUUUAAAAAAAAUGAGGGGGCAGCCUUGCCAGAGAGCCCUCGUGGCAGCGUGGCGGGGAGAAGGCCAGCACACUGGGGGACAGGACACUGGGCAGAGCCACCCCUGGUACCUGUGGAGAGGCUCCUUGCUCUCAUAUACUGAACUUUAUAUUUUGUAAGAGUUUUUCCUCUUCUUUCACUUUUUAAAAAAAAAAAAUUAAGUAGAUGGGAACAGAAGUAAAGCCUUGCACAGCAUUUCUCUGUGGGUAAGUGUCUUGUGGAGACCUCCAGUCUCAACACAGCUGGAACUGACCGGUGUCCAAAAACACGUCACAGGUGCAAAAGCCACAGGUCUGAGACUCCUGAGCUCAGUGCCACAGCCCUCCAUUUGGUUUUUCAUCCUGCUCUCCACCACUGUGUUGUUACUCCAAAUGUGAAUAGAGAAAACAAGCUGUCAUUGCCUAUUUUUGAAGAAUGCAUUAGCAUCCGACCCUGCAGUCCGCAUUCGCCUCCACGUAGCCUUGACCAUAGACGUGUGUAGAGAACACAGCUAGAGCUUAAAUGAGAUUCUUAAAUUAUUUCAGUGUAGUUGAUUCCCACUAUGGGAGUGCUUUUAUCACGGGGAGCACUGCAGGAAGGAAGGACGUGGGACCCUUCCUCCAGCUUCUCUUGGGGUGUAUAUGAGUGUGUACAUAUUCUUAUGUGUUUAUAAUAUGAUAUUUUCCCGAAUGACUCCUUGUUCCACAUCGCCCUCCACUGCCUGAAUGCUCAGUUGCUCGCUCUGCUCCCCUCCCUCCCUGCCUCCCUCCCUCCUUCCCUCAGUCACUCCGACAUCAUCAGCUCUUCCUCAGAACACGGCCCCUGCCCUGCAGUGUGAGCUGGGCUGGCCUGUCCAGGAGGCAGCCCACUUCUCCUAAGCCUGAGUCUUGACAACAGAGAAUGGUGAGAGGGGCCUCUAGAGCUUUCUGUGCAGAUAAAGGAGAGAGGCGGCCUAGCCUGCGCCUCUGUUUCCCCUCCGGAUCCGAGUCCUUCCCUCGAUAGAGCUUCUUGCUCUCAUUUUCCAGCUGACACCAAGGCAGAGGUCACACAAGGAUGAGGGGUGUGGGGAAGGGAGUUGGGUUUUUUGUGGAAAACUCCGCCACGCUCAGCGCUUCCGUCAGCGUGAGACACUUUUUAAGGAGCGUGUCAGAAGAAGGUGGUCCGGUGGACUUACUAAAAUCAAGACAGGAAGUGGGACAAGUCAGAGAAGCAGGUUUAGGGGGAAGGAGCAUGGGAACGCUCCUUCCGGAUGCAGUGUUAGAACUGAGACCCCUUCUCCGCCAGGAGCGAGGGCCUCUGGGAAGAGAGAUGUGAGAAGCCCCUGCAAACCAUGCAAGCUUUUGUGCUCCAGGCGAAUUUCCUCUCUUGUUGAGACGUAGUCAGCUGGGGGCCGACAGCAAACGGGCCUGCGACUUGUCCAUCACCUGUCCUGGGGAGGUGGUCUAGCCUGAGGCUACCUCUGCUGAACUCCUGAUGUCCCUCCCCAGGCCUGUGGACCGUAUCGGGAGGAAAGUGAAGCCCUUCUUUCUCUCCCCACUUCUGAGGAAGCCCCCCCCAAUUUGUCUUGCUUUACAGAGAAGAGCUGAGCACCGCUCUCCUACCAUCCCCAAGUGUCACUCAAGCCUGAAAUGAGCCUCCUGUCCUCCAGCCUUGUCCCUCUGCUGUUGGCUCAUCAAAUCUCCUCCCUGCAGCUCCCACGAGGCUGCUGGGACGCGCGUGUGCACACACACACACACUGUCGGUGCGCUGUUCCCAUUAACUUUGAGGAUCAUAGCACCUCGGGCCCUGGGCUUCACUGCCCCAACUGUCCCCAGAAGAGCAUGGUCGGAGGGCUCUGUGGCAUCCUCCUGCUCUGUCGAGCCCCACAGUGAGUCUGUGUCUGAACCUGGUGGGCCAGGAACCUCCUGGCCCCGAGCCUGAGCCGUGCUCUUAGUUGCCGAGGUGGCCACCAUCCUUCCCUGUAUUUAGGCUAUUUGAUGGCUGAGAUGGGCAAUCUCCAUCGCUCCUGGGGACCCUACAGCACCACAGCGAGGAGGAGGAGGAGGAGGAGGAGGAGGAGGCUGCUUGUGAUCAGGGCCUCCAAGCUGCCAGGAGCCUGAGGUUUUUGAGAGGCAAGCCCAUGCCUUUUGGUGGGCUCUCCUUAGCUCUUCCGUCUCCAUCGGUCACACCCUACAAGGUCCCUGAGGCUUUGCCAGAACCGCGUCAGGGUUGUAUUUAUGGCUUUGAAGCAAACAAAUUGAAAAGCAGUCAGGGAAGGGAUUUACAGAAAUGUGACACCGAUGAACAUCCUUCCUUAAAAAAAAAAAAAACCAAAACAGUUUAUCCCCCACUGCUUCUGUUGGGAAGGCACAGCUGGAGAUGAUUCCACUCCUGUCAUUCACCGGAAGCUGUCAGGGCCACUGGUAUCCCGUGCGACCUUCUCUUCCAUUGUAUCUCUUGGAAUCUAAAUGGCCCCACCCCUGCCAGGCCUGGCUGGCACACAGCGGACCGACGGACGGACGGACGGACGGACGGACGGACGGGAGAACCACGUGAUCUAGCUGUUUGUGUCUGGCCUGUUUGGGGGCCUUCUCUUUAAAGCGCUGAGGUAGCUGGGUUUGGGGCCAAAGUGUAACAUUCCUCCUUGAGGGGAGAGAAAGGGAGGGAGGGGGAAGGGCCCAGCUGCUCUCUGCAGCCCAGGUCCUCAGGCUUUCAUUCCCACCCCUGGAACAUCUGUAAGAGAAGCCAGCACCCAAAGUCAGGGCUUAUCCUCAGGAGGAAAGAAACCGCCGGCCAUCUGGGGCCUUAGUGUUUGAGGACACAAAGUCUCUCCCUGCUCAGAAGUCCUGGCCUGAUGGGGCUUCUUCAGAUGCUAAGAUUUCUCGAGUUUCUGUGCCUGCUGCUCUUUAGACAUUGGUUUGCACCCUGAGUCAGAGUUGAGGAGAGAGAACGUUUCAUCGUAGAAGAUUCUAAACAGCCAACAAAGCUUACAUCCUUCGGUUUUAGCAGACCCAGGUCAGGUGUGUGCCAUCCACCCGGUGACCCCCUGCCCCAGGCAAUGCGCAGGGAGGCCUGUGGAGAAGCUGCCCCCUUCCCCUCACCCCAAGAGGCCAGUUUUCCUGUAGAAGAGCAGUCUUUAGUUUGGGGUUUGCUCCUGUCUGGUGAAGGCGUUCUGAACUGAGGCCUCUUCCGUAGUGAGCCUCGGGUGGGUGUGGCACCCAGCACAGGCUGCCGCUUUGGGUCCAAGCAAGUGGCCUUGGUGAGUGAGAGAGGUCGGCUCAGGGCUUGUCUUUAUUUUGCUGGGCGCAUGGCAUCUGCAGGGGACCCCCUGGGGGUCAUGAAUCAAGCCAUAGGAUGGACUCUCCUGCCAUAGGGGAGGACUGAUCUGGAAUUCUGUGUGCAGGGAAUUACAUAGCCUUUGUCUUGUUGUGGGUGAGAUGAAGGAACCAAGAGGUGUGAGUGGGUGGGGGGGUGGGAUUAGGCCCAGAGGAGAGUCCCUUGGCACGCUGCUGCUAGGAACCCUAGGAACCCAUCCUAGGAUCACAUUGUACCCCAAUGUCCAGGUUCAGGACUGUAGCCACAGGAGCCCAAAUAUUCGUGUGGUUGUUAGAGAGGUCUCUCAAAUGCCUGCAAAAAGACACACUUAGCAAACUGCUGGGUGGGUCGUGUGGACUAAUGGAGGGCGUUGAGGAGAAAGACCUAUGUAGCCCAGAACAGAACUGUAAAUAGCCCUCUAUCCAUAGCUGAGGGGCUGGCAAGACACCGGACCCACCUGCCUCUUCAGGAUGGGCAGAGAAAGGGCCAGGGGUGCUGUGCAGUCCAAAUGUGGCUUCCGGUUCCUGCUCUGGCACGCACAUUUUGCUCACCUACCAGGUCCUGAAGUUUUCUUACCCGGGUGGUACUGAGGGUACCCAGGGCAGCUGAGGGGAGACCUGGCUUUUGUGUGACAGGCAGACAAAAGAUACCUUCAAAACGUCCCUGUGACCAGAAAAGAAAGACAUCUGCACCUUCCUAUUGAAAAGAACCCUCCUCUUAUACCUAAAAACCAUCCCUUCCCUUCCCCACAUUGUGGGGUUUUUUGUUUGGUGUUUUGUUUUGUUUUUUGGGGGGGGUGAUAGUUUUCUUCUAAAAUGUAUCAGUUCUCAAGAUGAGAACUGGUCCUCCAGCCCUGAGAACUGGAAGGGUGUUGAGCUCCAGGAAGGCACAGGAGUGGCUGGCCCCGACAGUGGCCUGAGGCUGGACCUGCAGAGGACAGAGUCCCCAGCAUCCUCUCUUGCCCUCUUCCCAUCCUUUCCCCCAGGUCCCCCGAGUCCUCAUCUUGCCACAGGAGCAUCUUUGCAAAGAGAAAACCCAGGGCAAGGCAGGGUACCGAUGGCACAUUUCUGGGUGGGAACAAAGAAGGCCACCUCACCUGCCUAGACCCAUCUAGAAGGCUGAAGCACAGUGGGGCUUCUCCGAAGGGGGGGGGUCCGUCUGGGGCAUUUUGAUAUUACCUCAUUCCAUAACUCCAUGUUUCCAAUGACCGAUGGCUUUAUUUAUGCUGUUUGUCCUGUAAUUAAACCAUCCACAGACAUCCACUCCGCUCGUCUGUUCAUGCGACCUUGUUCGGGUUCAAUCUGCUGGUUUGGAUUUUCUUGCCUUGGGAUUUUGUGUCAGCUGUACAGUAUUCUAAGGGGAAAAGCAAAGGAAAAGUGUGUAAAGUAACGGAGAGAGGUGGUUAUAGUGUAGAGACCUCUUUCUAAUAAAGAAAUGAAAAUAUGUA
Messenger RNA from Peromyscus maniculatus bairdii (prairie deer mouse), 9826 nucleotides. RefSeq names its product ArfGAP with GTPase domain, ankyrin repeat and PH domain 1 (gene Agap1). Gene Ontology annotation, molecular function: protein binding; GTPase activator activity; GTPase activity. Lineage: Eukaryota; Metazoa; Chordata; Mammalia; Rodentia; Cricetidae. Gene Ontology annotation, biological process: activation of GTPase activity. The record is from RefSeq and is a predicted model, not a curated record.